Messenger RNA from Eptesicus fuscus (big brown bat), 2826 nucleotides. Its product is annotated as KRAB domain-containing protein 5-like. The coding region runs from base 266 to 1765 and encodes 499 amino acids. The record is from RefSeq and is a predicted model, not a curated record. NCBI's taxonomy places the organism in Eukaryota, Metazoa, Chordata, Mammalia, Chiroptera, Vespertilionidae. The transcript is spliced from 6 exons. Gene Ontology annotation, biological process: regulation of DNA-templated transcription.
UAAGGCAGAGGGGAGGUAACUGCGAUGCUUGGUCUUUAUCUUUUAACCCUGAGCAUCUCCACCCAACGUCCUAUACAGAGGAACCACGGACCUUGAAAUCCCCAAACCCGCGUCUCCCAGGGCGGGGAGUGUGACAUUUUUCAGCAUUUCAAGUCCUGUCUGUGAGUGUGGUGGCAGCACGGCAUGGCCUCAAGAUGCAGGUGUGAUUGGUCCACAUAAAGUCGCCUGAGAACACAACCCAGAGCAGGAGGAGGAAGAGGACAGUAUGGCUGCUUCUCAGGGACAGUUGACCUUCAAUGAUGUGGCCAUAGAAUUCUCUCAGGAGGAGUGGGCAUGCCUGGACCCAGCUCAGCGGAAACUGUACAUGGAUGUGAUGUUGCAGAACUACAGGAACCUGGUAUUCCUGGGUCUUGCUGUGUCUAAGCCAGACCUGGUCACCUUUUUGGAGCACAUGAAGGAGCCCUGGAAGUUGAAGAGAAAAAGAACAGUAUCCAUCCACCCAGCUCUGUCUUCUCAAGUCACCCAGGGUUUGUUUUCAAAGUCAGACGUAGAAGAUUCAUUCCAGAAAAUGCUACAGAGUUCACAUAAUGAAGAGAGAAGUAAUCAAUGCAAUGAAUCUCAGCAAAACAUUAACCAAGGGUCAAAUUCUAACAACCAUCAGGGAACUCUGCUUCCACAGAACAAUUAUAAAUGUCCAAAAGUCUGUGAUAAAAGCUCAAAUAUGGUUUUAUGUCAGAAUAAUCAUACUGUAGAGAAGACAGAAAGAUAUCGCAAAUGUGCCAAGUCUUUCAACCAAUCAUCAAAUCUUACUGAACGUAGAAAUACUCCGGAGGAGUCUUUCCGGUGUAAUCACUACAUGAAAGUGUUUAGUCAGUCUUCUAAGUUAAAUAUACAUAAGGAAAUCCAUACUGCAGAGAAGCCUUACAAAUGCAAACAAUGUGAUAAAGCCUUUAGGUGGCAGGCAAAUGUUAUUUCACAUCAGAGAAUUCAUAAUGGAGAGAGGCCUUAUAAAUGUAAAGAAUGUGGCAAAGCCUUUAACCACAGGUCAAGUCUCAUUCGACAUCAGGUAAUUCAUACUAGAGAGAAGCACUAUAAAUGUACAGAUGUUGGCAAUGCCUUUAACAUGUGUGGAAACCUUAAGAAACAUGAGAUAAUUCAUUCUGGAGUAAAGCCUUAUGAAUGUAGAGAAUGUGGCAAAGCCUUUUUCUUGAGCUCAGAACUGGUUCGACAUCAGAGAAUCCAUACUGGAGAGAAGCAUUAUAUAUGUAAACAAUGUGGCAACGCCUUCACCUGCAGCUUAAGUCUUUCUCUACAUGAGAAAACUCAUUCUGGAGAAAAGCCUUAUGAAUGCAGAGAAUGUGGCAAAACCUUUACCUUGAGGGUGAAUCUUCGUCGACAUAAGGUAAUUCAUUCUACAGAGCAGCCUUAUAAAUGUAGCGAAUGUGGCAAAGCAUUUAUGUCGAGCUCACAUCUGACUCGACAUCAGUUAAUUCAUUCUGGAGAGAAGCCUUAUAAAUGUACAGAAUGUGGCAGAGCCUUUAAUGAGUGUGGAAGCCUUAAGAAACACCAGACAAUUCAUACUGGAGAGAAGCCUUAUAAAUGUAUGGAAUGUGGCAAAGCAUUUAGCCGGUGUUCAACCCUUACCCAUCAUCAGAGAAUUCAUUUAGGACAGAAGCCUUAUAUCUGUGGAGAAUGUGGCAAAGCCUUUACAUGGUCUUCGCACCUUUCUAGACAUCGAAGGAUUCAUCAGAGAGAAGCCUUAUGAAGGUUGAGUAUGUGGCAAAGCCUACAGUGCACAAUUCUUACCAAAUAUAUGUGAAGCUUUAGAAAUGUGAGAAGUAUGACAAAGUCUUUAACCUUGCUCUAGCUCUAUUCAAUAUUGGGGACUACAUGUUGAAUAGAAGCAAUCUAAAGAAUAUGGAAAAAACAUCAACCAUUGCCCAAACCUCAUUAAAUAUCAGAGAAUUCAUACCACAGAGAAUCCUCACAAGUGCAUAGAAUGUGGUAAUGCCUUUACCCAGUGUUGAAACUUUAGUCAAUAUCAUAUAAUUCAUGCUGACUGACACGAUAGAAACAUAAAGAAUGUCAAAACCUUAAACCAUUUAUCAAGGCUCACUGAACUUUAAUGAAUUCAUACUGAAAAGAAGCCAUACAAAUAAAAAAGUUCUCCAUUGCCUAUAUUCAGCUUUUACAUCUUAAUUGACACAUGAGAAUUCAUAGUGGAGAGAAACUUCAAAGAAUGUGGCAAACCCUUUACCUGGACCCAGAGUCUUCCUGAAUAUCAGAGAAUGCCUUUGAAAUAAGUGAUGAAAAUCUUGUCCCCCAAAUACACAUUUCAGAAAAGUCUACAGAAUUUGUGCGUGAAAGUGAUUUAAAGAAGUAGAAAAUGUGUGAAAGUAGAUAAUGCAAAUUAAUGUAAAAUAUCAGAGAAUUCACGUUAGAAACUAGUAAGUCAAUAACACUUUUCAAAUGUGACUUUAAAUCAAAAGUAUUCAUGUGAUUUAUACCAAUUCAUUUCAUGAUUCUUUGAGUGGUUGUAAUGUGUAUUUUGACUCGAGGAAAUACAGUGUUCUUGCAAUGCUUUAUUUAGACUAUGUGUGGACUUAAUGUGUUCAUUAAUAAAGAUGAAGUAAUUGAAAUAUGUUUACAGUGAUGUGUAAUGAAUGAGGUGUUGACAUGCCAUCAGUGUUAAUGUUUUCCACCUUAUUCACCAUUGUGGGUAACUAUUUGUAAUGCAGUGGAGUGACAUCAUUUACUCACAGGCCUUAAACCUUAAAUAAUGUAUUAAGAGUUUACCCAUAAUUUAUCUUUUUAUUCAUUGUAUCU